Molecule: messenger RNA, 835 nt
Organism: Microtus oregoni (creeping vole)
Lineage: Eukaryota; Metazoa; Chordata; Mammalia; Rodentia; Cricetidae
Product: transcription elongation factor A protein-like 3
Exons: 3
Coding region: 230-835 (201 amino acids)
Source: RefSeq, a predicted model, not a curated record
GCCUGCCCUGCGGUCUGGUCCUGGUACCAGCGCAGAACCAACUCCCUGAGCUGCCCUAAGCAGCAGACCAGCUGCGAGUGGGUUUCUGCAAGCCGGAGAAGGCGCCCAGGCCUGUCCAGGGUUUCCUCAGGUCUGCCCCUCUGUUGUUCCCAGCGCAUCGUGACAUCUGAAAAGGAGGAUCGACCUGCCCAGGAUCCCUGCAGGACAAGAAAAGGAGGGAAAUCUUGACAUGGAAAAACUCCGCGAUGAAAACGAAGGGAAGCUGGAAAAGGAGGGAAAGCCAGAAGUUGAAGUAGAGUCUGACGAUGAAGAAAAGUCGGAUGGGGAAGAGAAGCCCGACAAGAAAGCAAAGCCAGCACGCGAGGGCAAGCUAGAGGAGGCAAAGCCAGAUGAGCAGGGACAAGCACAGGAUGAGGGGAAGUCAGAAAAGCAGGGGAAGUCAGAAGGGGAGGACAAGCGCCAAGGGGAGGGCAAACAUGAUUCCCAGGCAAAGCCAGCCAGCGAGCCGCGGGCCGCAGAAAAGCGCCCUGCUGAAGAUUACCUGCCGCAGAAAGCCAAGCGAAAAACAGAUAGGAGCACAGAGGAUUCUCCCAAGAACUCCCAGGAAGACUUCCAGGGCAGGCAUGUCAGCAGUGAGGAGAUGAUGAGAGAGUGUGCAGAUGUGGCGAGGGCGCAGGAAGAGCUGAGGAAGAGGCAGAAAAUGGGAGGUUUUCCCUGGUUGCCAAGAGAUGCUGCACAGGAUGCUCUAGUCCCCCGGGGACCACGGGGAGUCAGGGGAGUGAGGGGCGGAGGAGGCAGGGGCCAGAGGGGCCUACAUGACAUCCCGUACCUUUAA